AAGCCAUUUUUGAAAUAAAUAAGUUAAUAUAUGCCAAGUGCUUUAAUCUGUGAACAGCACAGGUCAGUUAUAAAUGUUUUUCAUCAUUAAAGAAGAAAAAUUCUGUGAGGAAUUUCAUUAUAAUGAUUCAAGAACAUCACUUAAAUACACACUCAACUCUCGGAUUCCUAGCCUCCUGCUCAAUCCUGUGAUCUGACAACGUUCUUCUUGAACAAGCAAACAUCCUGACAUACCUGCAUCGACACUGGAACAACAUUUCUCAUGGCAGCUUCUCAGACCACUCUGUGGAGGUGGAUUUCUGGGAUCUUAGGAGUAACAGCCCUUGUGUUGAUGGCUACUUUGGGAAUUUUGUUAAAAAACACAGUUACUGAACCACAUAACCAGUCAACAGCAUCUCCAGGACCCACCACUGAACCCCAGAAAGGCUCUGAUUGCUGUUCUUGCCAAGAAAAGUGGAUUGGAUACCAAUGCAACUGUUAUUUCAUUUCUCAUGAUUAUAAAACUUGGAUGGAGAGCAAGAUAUUCUGUGAAUCUCAAAAUUCUACUCUAGUUCAGUUGCACAAUGGAAAUGAAUUGCACUUCAUGAGAUCCAGUGGACAUUAUUACUGGAUUGGACUGUCUUACAGUAAAGAACAUAAUGCCUGGUUGUGGGAAAAUGGCUCUGCUCUCAAUCGAGAUCAACUUUCACUUAUUAUAUUUCCAAGUACAAAGGGCUGCAUACUUUACAGCCCAUCCGGAAGUGUUUUGGAUGAAUCCUGCACAAAACAAAACUCAUAUAUCUGUAAACAACAGCUUAUGUAGGUGUUAUUUAGGCCAGAAGGGGUGGGCAAUGAAGGUUCAGUAUUACUAAAAAGGGUAAGCUUACCUCUUAUAUUACUACUACUUAUAUACUUCUUGGAUCUGUAAAAUGUUUCACAUUAUCUUGUCAAAAAAUAUUGAUAUAUUUGAAACCAUGUAUUUUACAACUGAUAAAAUUUGUGCACUUACAUCUGAAGUUAUAAAACAUCAAGAUGAAGAAUUUCAUGAAUCUUUUGAUUUAAUGUACAUGUUCAGUAUUAAAUGUAAUAUAUUUUCAUGCAUAUUUUAAAUUUUUUUGCAGUACUUUAAAUAAAACAAUUCACAUCAAACAAUAUUAAGAUCAUUUCAGAUAUUUGUGUGGCAUACUAAAUUGGGAAUUCCCAUCUUGUUUUUAUUUGUCUAGAGGUUAGUUCUUAUUGGCUGUCUAUACAUCUAUAUGUGUCAAUUUAGAGCUGAAAAUGCUAUAUGACAAUUUCCUUAUAUUUAUCAUCUGACUUCACAGGAGAACAGAUUUGUGUCUUGCUGCUCCUGAGUUCUGUAGGACAAUCAAAAGUCUU
Molecule: messenger RNA, 1355 nt
Organism: Phyllostomus hastatus (greater spear-nosed bat)
Lineage: Eukaryota; Metazoa; Chordata; Mammalia; Chiroptera; Phyllostomidae
Product: natural killer cells antigen CD94-like
Exons: 7
Coding region: 262-801 (179 amino acids)
Biological process (GO): positive regulation of natural killer cell mediated cytotoxicity; stimulatory C-type lectin receptor signaling pathway
Source: RefSeq, a predicted model, not a curated record